GGUAACAUAGCUUCUGCCUCUAGUUCAGCAGUUCUUUCCCAUGAUUAUGAGGAUGCUGAUGUGAUGGAAGGUCAUUGCCAGUUGUUAAAUGUCAGCACAAUUCCUGGUUAGAUCACUCACUCUUAAAUCUCUGCAGCUCUUCGCAGCCAGCUCUUGCACUUUUUAUCCAGGACUGUUCCUGGCAAAGCAGCCUUCUCUCUGGGCAGUCCUCCGGGACCCCAGGGGCUGUGAGGGCCUGAGGGGGCUGGCAGAGGAGCAGGUCCGUGUCUGCCAGCGGCAGGUGGCAGCCAUGGGCGCGGUGAAGCGCGGCGCGGAGCUCGCUGUCCAGGAGUGCCAGCACCAGUUCCUCUCUCGCCGCUGGAACUGCUCCCCGCUGCAGGGCCUGAGCAAGGUUGCCAUCCAAGGCACGCAGGAGGCUGCUUUCAUCCACGCCGUGGCUGCUGCUGGAGUGGCCUUUGCUGUCACCCAUGCCUGCAGCCGCGGGGAGCUGGAGGAGUGUGGCUGCGACCGCAGGAUCCGAGGAGCCAGCCCCGAAGGUUUCCAGUGGUCGGGCUGCUCUGAUAACCUGUCUCAUGGGAUCGCCUUCUCUCAAGCCUUCGUAGACAGCCCUGAGAGGAGCCGCGGCAUCUUCUCCAGCCGAGUGCUGAUGAACCUCCACAACAACGAGGCUGGGAGGAAGGCUCUCCUGGCCCACAUGAAGGUGGAGUGCAAGUGCCAUGGCGUGUCGGGCUCCUGCGAGGUGCGCACGUGCUGGAAGGCCAUGCCUCCUUUCCGCAAGGUGGGCAACGUCCUCAAGGAGAAGUUCAAGGGGGCAACGGAGGUUCAGUCCAAGCGGGUUGGCUCCCGCAAGCUCCUGGUGCCCAAGAGCUCUCACUUCAAGCCCUACACAGCUCACGACCUGGUUUACCUGCUGGCCAGCCCAGACUUCUGCCAGCGGGACCCCCGGCGAGGGGUGUUGGGCACCUCUGGGCGGCCGUGCAACUGGACAUCCCCGGGCACGGGGGGCUGCGAGCUCCUCUGCUGUGGCCGGGGCUUCCGGACAGCCCAGGCAGAGGUGGUGGAGAGGUGCAGCUGCAAGUUCCGCUGGUGCUGCUCCGUCAAGUGCCAGCAGUGCCGGCACCUGGUGGAGGUGCACAGCUGCCUCUGA
Apus apus (common swift) is the source of this 1147-nucleotide messenger RNA. Its product is annotated as protein Wnt-4a-like. NCBI's taxonomy places the organism in Eukaryota, Metazoa, Chordata, Aves, Apodiformes, Apodidae. The transcript is spliced from 8 exons. The record is from RefSeq and is a predicted model, not a curated record. Gene Ontology annotation, molecular function: frizzled binding; cytokine activity. Gene Ontology annotation, biological process: canonical Wnt signaling pathway; neuron differentiation; multicellular organism development. The coding region runs from base 89 to 1147 and encodes 352 amino acids. Gene Ontology annotation, cellular component: extracellular region.